UGCAUGGGAAAUAGCUUUUAUAAAAUGGUGUUUAAAUAGAAGACAGAUGUUUUCUUGUUUGAUUUUGUUUCUUUGUGUCCCUUCCUGCAAUUUUUUUGCAUUUAGAGCUGAGAGGCAAAAUGGUCCAUGCCGAAGCAUUUUCGCGCCCCCUGAGCCGGAAUGAAGUGGUGGGAUUAAUAUUUCGUUUAACCAUAUUUGGUGCUGUGACAUAUUUUACCAUUAAAUGGAUGGUUGAUGCCAUUGAUCCAACCAGAAAACAAAAAGUAGAAGCUCAGAAGCAGGCUGAAAAACUAAUGAAGCAAAUUGGAGUGAAAAAUGUCAAGCUUACUGAGUAUGAAAUGAGUAUUGCUGCACACCUCGUAGACCCACUUAGCAUGCAUGUAACCUGGAGCGAUAUUGCAGGCUUAGAUGAUGUUAUAACAGAUUUGAAAGACACUGUCAUCUUGCCCAUCAAGAAGAAAUAUUUGUUUGAGAAUUCCAGGCUUUUACAGCCACCAAAAGGGGUCCUUCUCUACGGCCCGCCCGGCUGCGGCAAAACGCUGAUCGCCAAGGCCACGGCCAAGGAGGCCGGCUGCCGAUUCAUCAACCUCCAGCCUUCGACGCUGACCGACAAGUGGUACGGAGAGUCCCAGAAGCUGGCUGCUGCCGUCUUCUCCCUGGCCAUAAAGCUCCAACCGUCCAUCAUUUUUAUCGACGAAAUAGAUUCCUUCUUACGAAGUCGAUCCAGUUCUGACCAUGAAGCUACAGCCAUGAUGAAAGCUCAGUUCAUGAGCCUGUGGGACGGGCUGGACACCGACUACAACUGCCAAGUAAUAGUGAUGGGAGCCACCAACCGUCCUCAGGAUCUGGACUCUGCGAUCAUGAGGAGAAUGCCGACCCGCUUUCACAUCAACCAGCCC
Merops nubicus (carmine bee-eater) is the source of this 899-nucleotide messenger RNA. RefSeq names its product ATPase family, AAA domain containing 1 (gene ATAD1). Gene Ontology annotation, cellular component: mitochondrial outer membrane. Gene Ontology annotation, molecular function: ATP binding; ATP hydrolysis activity. Lineage: Eukaryota; Metazoa; Chordata; Aves; Coraciiformes; Meropidae. The annotation marks the transcript as partial. The transcript is spliced from 6 exons. The record is from RefSeq and is a predicted model, not a curated record.